Messenger RNA from Tigriopus californicus, 1119 nucleotides. Its product is annotated as elongation factor-like GTPase 1. Gene Ontology annotation, cellular component: ribonucleoprotein complex; cytosol. Lineage: Eukaryota; Metazoa; Arthropoda; Copepoda; Harpacticoida; Harpacticidae. Gene Ontology annotation, biological process: cytosolic ribosome assembly. Gene Ontology annotation, molecular function: ribosome binding; GTP binding; GTPase activity. The record is from RefSeq and is a predicted model, not a curated record.
GCCCAAUGAGGACGUCCCCGUGUUCGACAAGCUCAUUACUCUGUCCACCCCGGAUAAGCGCUGUCAGAUCAAAGUCGAGGCUGUUCCCUUGAACCCGGAAGCCAUUGGCAUAUUGGAGAAGAAUGUGGAUCUCUUUCGUGCCCUGGAUCAAGAAUCGACCGAAUCCUUGUCCGAAAACAUUCUUCAAGACAAACGUGAAGUCCAGCUUCAACUGAAAACCGCUCUCCGUGAUACCGUCAACGACUUGUCCGUGGAUCGCAUUUGGUGUCUCGGUCCUCGACGUUGUGGACCCAAUCUGCUUCUGAAUGGAUUCAACGAGCACGGCUCCAUUUGGCAGAAGUCCACUACACCCGUGUGCCAAUACGACUCGUCCAUCUUGAACGGAUUCCAAAUGGCCACCAUGGCCGGACCCUUGUGCGAGGAGCCCAUGAUGGGCGUGGCCUUCAUCAUUCACGACAUCCAGAUCGAUGCCCAACCAGAAGGGUCCACAUCCGGCCUUCACGGGCCUCUCUCCGGCCAGAUAGUGUCCACGGUCAAGGAAGGUUGUCGACGAGCCUUCCAAAGCCACCCUCAACGCUUGAUGGCCGCCAUGUACUCUUGUGAUAUCCAAGUCCAAGCGGAGGCUCUGGGGAAGUUGUUCGCCAGCUUGGGCAAACGCCAUGGCAAGAUUGUCCAUGAAGAUAUGGUGGCCGGCUCGUCGACCUUUGUGGUCACCGCUCAUUUACCCGUGAUCGAAAGCUUCCAGUUCUCGCACGAGAUCCUGCGACAAACCUCCGGAUUGGCCAUGCCGCAGUUGGUCUUCAGUCAUUGGGAGCUCAUCGACGUCGACCCAUUCUGGGUGCCUUCUAGCGAGGAAGAGAUCCUCCAUUUUGGGGACAAAGCCGACUCGGAGAACCAAGCCCGACAAUACAUGAAUGAUGUCCGCAAGAAGAAGGGUCUCAUGAUUGACGAGAAGAUUGUGGAAUUUGCUGAGAAACAACGCACUCUCACGAAAAUGAAAUAAGACAACAAAUACAUUCAUUCACUCUUGAAAACUCAAAUAGCUCAUCCUCUCGUAGAGCCUGCCUUAUUGAUCCACUUUAUGAUGACUUUUUGACUUUUGACUUUUUCUACACGCAG